AUGUGUUUCAGUGAAUGGUCCAGUCCAGCAGAUGCCGAACUAGACAUACAAAUCGUUAAGGACUUACACAGGACUGGAUGUAAUCUUUUUUGUGGUGACUGUCAUAAUCAGGCUUUGUUGAAAAAAGUCUUGCUGGGCUACGCCAGGUGGAACAAAGCUGUUGGAUAUUGUCAAGGUUUUAAUAUAUUAGCGGCCUUCAUACUUCAAGUAACUGAAAAAUGCGAAAGUGAUGCUUUGAAAUUGAUGAUCUACCUCAUAGAGGGAGUUCUGCCUGAUUCAUACUUUGUAGAAAGUCUUCGUGGUUUGUCAGUUGAUAUGGCUGUAUUUAGAGAACUAUUAAGAAGUAAACUGCCAAAGCUUUCAAAGCAUUUGGACGAAUUACAAAACGAUGGCAUCAUGAGCUAUGAACCCCCAUUGACUAAUGUUUUUACCAUGCAAUGGUUUUUGACAAUUUUCUGCAACUGUUUACCCCAUAAUGCCGUCCUGCGCGUCUGGGACCUUAUUUUAAUCGAAGGCAACGAGUUUCUUUUUCUUACAGCCUUGGCGAUUUGGCAACUCCUAGCCCAAAGAAUUCUUUUGGUCAGAACAGCAAAUGAGUUUUAUGGCCUCAUGGCAGCACUGACUAGUGAACUUUUAGAAUCAAUGCUUGUUGAUCCUGAUAAUCUUCUUGAAGGGAUCAUUGCUAUUGGUCCAAUAGUGGAGUUGAAAAGUCUAAGGGAGCAUUAUUUGUACAAUAUAAGACCUUGGGGGACUCAUAUGUCAGCGCAUACAUUGAAAAAAAUUAAUUUUUACCCUAAAGAAGAUCAUAGUAAAAUAUUAAUGGACAUUAGUGCUUUACAAAAACAAUACCACAAACUGAAGCAGCGUCAAAGACAGACGCACAUAAUAUUUUCAGCAGCUGUAAAUAACCAAUCACCUUCAACAGUUGAGCCAGUGGCCAUGAAUCAUCUUCUAGUAGGAAAAAGUGCCCUAGGCCCUUCUAGGCGUACAGGGCCUUUGAAAGGUAGUAUACCACCUGCCCGUCACAAACAAGUGCUUCAACAAAGAACCUUACAUUGGAAUCAGGUUGUCAUACCAAAAAAAUCAGUAUUUGUUCAAAUACAAAUACAAAGACCCACUUCUUCUAGUUCUAGUGAUACUGAACUUUGUGAUCAGGAAAAUGAUGAAAUCCAAAGCUCAAAUGUAGAAGGUGGUGGAGACACAAUAAUAAAAGACCUAAAUAAAUCCAACAUAGUCACUGAUUCAUCUAUUGUUAAUAAUGAGAGGAUAACAGCUUAUCUAGAAAAUAAUUUACCAAAUUCUGAAGAUAAAAAUGAUGCUGAAUUUGAAGAGUUCUUAUUUGACCGUCUAAAAUAUGAUACAGCUAGUAAAAGAAAUAGCCAAUUAACAUUACAAAUUAUACAAGAAAAUUCACAAAUUUUGCAAAGAAUCAUGGAAUGCCAGUCUAGAUUUUCUUCCCCAUCCUCAGAUACAAUUGAAGCACGACUUUUUGGAGAAAAUUAUUUUAAUUUGAAUAAUAAUAACGUUGAUACUUGGCUCAAAGGCAUGAAUUUAGAAGAGAUGUGCAGUCAAGAAAUUGAUAAUUUUUUAAUGAGAAGUUUUGAUAAAGACAAAGCUGAAACAUCUUGUUCCAAUCAGGACCUUUUAGAAAUUGAAAAAGCAAGUGUCAGUGAUUCUCUAUGCAACACAUCAAAAAAUGAAGAUGAAAAUGAUUCAGCUAUAGGUUUACAAGAUUUUUCAACAACAAGCAAUUUGAUUGAUUUAAAUGACAAUGAGUUAAUUUCUCAAGAAGAUGAAAACUUUCAUGUCUGUGAUACUCUUCAGACUGACUUCAAUAAAAAUAAAACUUGUCUUAAUUUAGACUUUAGGGUGGCAAACAAUGAAAAAACACAUACCUCAUUGCCAGACAAACCUGAUCUUGUGGGUUUUGACCCAUUUCCAGUACAGAGAAAAUUAAAGCCAAAUAAAGUAGUAACUAUGAAAUUGGGUUUAUAUAAGUGA
Ceutorhynchus assimilis (cabbage seed weevil) is the source of this 2001-nucleotide messenger RNA. The record is from the annotation of a GenBank genome assembly. NCBI's taxonomy places the organism in Eukaryota, Metazoa, Arthropoda, Insecta, Coleoptera, Curculionidae.